GACAUUUAAUAAAUGUAAUAAUUUUACCUUUUAAAUUAUAUUAUUAGUUUCUCUGGAUAUAUUGAGUUAAAUCAGAGCAACUAUGGGCGACGAUCCGGACAUUCCCGAGAGAGAAAUGAAGGAUUUUCAGUUCCGUCAGACGAAGAAAAUCCGCGUGUUCGAUACUCCCGAGGAUUUACCCAGGGAGCGCUCGGGCCUUCUCGCCAUCUCGAACAGAUACGGCGUGACUUUCGUGGGCCAGGACAGAACCCUUAAGGUGUUUUUAACCGAGGACAUCAUCGCUGCUGCCAGGGUCGACGGGAACACCAAUGACAUAGUGGAGAACGUGAAGUGCCAGGAUGUGAUCGUCGACCUGCCCGUGCACCAUCUCGCCCUCUGCAGCGAUGAACUCACUCUGUCUGUGUGUGGCGCUAGUGAGGACACCACUCUCACCCUGGACUUCUACGACGUCCGCACCUUCUUCAACACGGCCAGACCGGAGAAGAGGCCGUUCGCCUCCCUUAAACCAGCGGCUGACUUGAACACGACAGUGCAAGACCUCAAAUGGAGUCCGGUGGAGGCGUUUACACUGGCACUGUGUCUCACCGACGGCGGCAUGAUGGUGCUGGAUGUGAAAGACAGCGUUAAGGUGGUGGCACAGCUUCCUGCUGCGGUAGGCAUCACCUGUGUUUGCUGGAGUCCCAAAGGGAAGCAAGUUGCAGCCGGGAAGCAAGACGGGACGGUCGUUCAGUACACUCCUACUCUGCAGGAAAAGAAGGUCAUCCCCUGUCCGAAUUUCUACACCUCUGACAACCCCGUCAAAGUGCUGGACGUGUUGUGGCUGAGCACGUACAACUUCACCGUGAUCUACGCAGCGGCCGACGGCGCCCUCGAGACGCCGCCCGAGGUGGUAGUGGCGACCCUUCCUAAGAAAGACGAGAGGAAGGAGGAGAAGUUCGUCAACUUCAGUGAGAUGGUGUAUGGAACGUGCUCCGAGAGGCAGCACCAUUUUUUCCUUAAUCACAUCGAAGACUGGGAUCUCAUCCUGGCCGCGUCCGCCGCCUCUAUUGAAGUAAACAUCCUCGCCAAGCAGGAAGACAAGAUAAACUGGGAAUUGUGGACGCUGGAGGACCAGAGCCGGGCUGAGCUUCCCGUCACUCUGCACAGCGAAGACACGCUUCCUGUCGGAGUAGGCAUCGACUACACCAACCUAGGGGAGAUCGAAAUAACAAAUGAGAAGAAGCUGCCGCCCGUGCCCACCCUGCUGAUCCUCUCCACGGACGGAGUGCUGUGCCCUUUCUCUCUGCUCAAUCUGAACCCGGGAGCCAAACAGCUGGUCACGCCCGCGGUCAGGCCGCCUCUGGAUGGAGAAAGACCUCCGUUAGCCAAGUCUGUUGCUGCCAAACCUUCCAUGUUCCCUUCAUUCAAAAUUCCGUCCACCACCGCUCCCUCCACGUCUGCCCCGCUUCCUCCUACGGCUGUCGCCGCUCCUAUUUCCUCCACUUUCCCCUCUACUAUUCCCGCGUUUUCCUCCAGCUCCUCCACGACUUUCCCUUUCGGCUCGCUCGGUGCCGCCCCGUCCGCCCCUCUGGCUUUCCCCUCGUCGUCCGGCUUCUCCUUUCCAGCCCCAAAAUCUUCCGGUGAAGCCCAGUCUGCCUCCUCGUUCUCCUUCAGCGCUGCCUCUUUGAAACCCUCCACGGUGGGUACGAGUGCGUCUGCGGCAGCAGCUUCACCCGUCGGCGUGCCGAAGGUCCCGGCCGAACCGGCUACCCCGAAUGUUAGAGUGAACCUCAAUGACAGAUUUAAAGUAGCGGACACUCCUGCUCCACCGGCUUCAGCUGCACCGCCUUUCUCAUUCGCCUCCACCCCCAAACCAGCAGCAGUUCUGGAUUCCAGCUCUCAGCCGGCACCCAAACCACAGUUCAGCAUCAGCAAACCUGCUGCUCCUGCAGCGACUCGCCCUGCUCCGGCCCAGAGCGUCACUCCGGCGGCUGCGGUCCACAAACCUGCUCCUGCUCCUGCUCCUGCUGCUCCAUCUGCAACACAGGCCUCACAGAGCUUGGCGACGAGAACCGUGGAGAAACGGCUUCAGCAGAAAAAAGAUUUAGAUCCCGUCAUGGUCGGGAUCAAAGAGGAGAUCGCACAUUUUCAGAAGGAGAUGGACGAUCUGAAGGCGCGCAUUAACCGAGCAGAUUUCCAAGUGGGGAGCGGCGAGGAGAUGAGGGAACUGCGCAAGGAGAGCGAUAAUGUGCACGCGUUCACGCUGGAGAUCAAAGAGACCACAGAGUCCGUGCACGGGGACAUCAGCGUUCUAAAGACGACUCUGCUGGAAGCCUUCGCGGGAGUAGAAGAAGCUCGAGCUCAGAGUGAACUGAACAAAGACCAGGGUUACCUACAGCUGCUCUACAAGAAACCUCUGGACCCCCGCAGCGAGCAGCAACUCAAGGAGAUCCGCAGGCUGUACCAGUAUGUGAAGUUUGCCGUGGAGGACGUCAACGACGUCUUGGACCUGGAGUGGGAGAAGCACCUGGAGAAGAAGAGAAAACAAAGGCUACUGAUCGUCCCUGAGAGAGAGGCGCUCUACACGGCUCUGGCCAACAACAUGGACAUCAUCAACCAACAGAAACAGAAGCUGGAUCAGCUGGCCAAGGACCUGCAGAGCCUCAGACUCUAUAACAAAACCUCGGUGUGGAACGAGCCCAGUCACACCCCCUACACCUCAUCAGCAGCAAUACAGGAGUUGGACAGCGAGCUGGAGAGUCUGAAGAACGCCUGGUUGAAGGCUAGUCUGGGUACCCCCUCCAAGACUCCCUCCAAAUCUCCAUCUAAGAUGACUCCAGUCAAACAGGCUCAGCUGAGGAGCUUCCUGUCUAAGCGGCAGACCCCACCGGUUCGAUCCACUGCUCCAGCCAACCUUUCGAAGUCGGCGUUCCUCUUCCCCAAGUACGAGGACGAUAUGGACGACACCAGCUCCACCUCGUCUCUUUCUCACGCUCUGGAGCCCGAGGAGUCUUUGGCGGUGGCCGAGGAUGAGGAGGAGCCUACGCCUCUUCCGCCCGGCCUGCGCCACCUUCCUGUGGUGCGCACCACGUCCAUCCAGCCUGGAUUUAGCAUGGAGUCCACACCGCUGAGCUUGAAGCAAGGGUGGCCGGCGGCCAUCGGCGGUCGUGCGCUACCCAAGAUCAACAUGGAUAGUGCAGACAGCACAGCUCUGGCAACCAAGACGGUGAAACACGGACCCAUUCCUGCAGAAAAGACCACGUCCGCGGAGAGGAGCGCAACCAACGUCCUGCCCGCCAAUCAGGCUGCAGCACGAGCCGCCUUAAACCGACAGAUGAACAGUCAGAGACCAGUGACGUCUCUGACUGAAGCGACUCUGAAGACCGUGCCUCAGGUGGUGAAUGUGCUGGAGCUGAAGGACAAGGGUCCUGCCAUGCCUGGUUCUACUCAGAUCGGCUCCUCUGUUCCUGCCUCCACAGCUCAGGCUCUUCAGCAGGUUCUUGCAGGCAUUGAGGCCACAAAAAAUUCCUCUCAGAACGCAGUAAGGGCUCCUCCACCGGUCAUCGAUAGCACUACUGCCCAAAAGCCCGGCAGUGUGAUUGAUUUAAGUCAGAUGGGUAUAAUGUCACGGAAUCCAGCCCCCUCUGUACCAGGCAGCAGCACAAUCUCCACCAGACCUCCCUUCCAGCCCCCUAAACUUCAAGAGGAGACUCUCGGCCCCUUCUCCGGCCUCAAAGUGGGCCAAGCGGAGGAAGUCAAAGAACCUCCAAAAAACACUCCCGCGUUUCCAUUCAAUUCGUCUGGUUCACCGUUCACGUUCGGUCCACCUCAGCCCAGACCGACGCCCGCCGAUUCAUCCGGCGCUUCAGCGGAUGCGCCGAAAAACCCGGGACUCUCUGCUCCGCCUGCAUCAUCAUCAUCGGCAUCAUCAUCAGCCACCGGCACGUUUUCAUUUACGACUCCGUCUUUUCCUGCGCCCUCCUUCACCAGCCCCCUCGUGACCCCGUCGGAAAGCGAGAGACCUUCAGAACCGGAGCCGUCUCCUCCACCCGAGUCGACCGCUCCUGAAGAAGCUUCCUCGGGUCCCAGCUCUGAACCUCCGGCACCGUCAACGCUCGCCCCGUCUCCGCUGACCGUCGCUAAACCUCUUUUACCUUCGCAACCGACACAACAAGGCGGCGAUAAACCCCAGACUCGGACGUCUGCUCCCGAGGUCACGCAGCCCACGGUCGCGACCCCCGCCCAGGCGGUGCCCGUAACCGCACCCGUCCAGGAGACGACCCCCGCUACUACUCAUACUCCGACUCCUGCGCAGCUGCCACCGCCGGCUGAAACGACAUCGGCUCCGGCGCCGGCGUCAACCGCUCCGGGUUCCAUCUUCACCCAGCCUGCUGUGAGCACCGGCAGUACGACUUUAGCGGUCACCAGCUUCACACCCGUCAUCUGUACGGCAGCGAGCACCACGACACCAGCGUCAGUAUUCAGCCAGCCGGUCAGCACCUCGUCCGCCCCGGCGUUCGGAUCUUCUCCGUUCGGCACCGUCUCCACCACCUCCACUUUUGGAAAGCCCGUCUUCGGACAGCCGGCGGCAGGCGGGUUCGGCUCGCCCGGCUUCUCUUUCAACCAGUCGACGUUUGGGAGUGGCGCGGUGUUCGGACAGACACCUGCGGCGGCUCCCGCUCCCGCUCCGACUCCUGCUGCUCCUCCUCCGGCCUCCAGCGGUGGAGGAGGAGGCUCGCUUUUCGGCUCAGCCAGCCCCAGCGGUGCCAGCACGUUCUCCUUUGCAGCCAGCAGUACCAGUUCGGCGCCAAACCCCGGAGCGAGCAUCUUCGGCCAGAGCGGCACGCCCGCCUUCGGUCAGAGCGGCGGCACGGGGUUCGGACAGGGGGCGCCGUUCGGGAGCAGCACCAGCACCACCACCACCACCGCGUCGGCCUCUGGGUUCAGCUUCACACAGCCAACUGUGGCAUUUAGCAGCACUUCCCCUUCUUCAGUGUUUGGUCAGCAGCAGAGCAGCACCAGCGUCUUUGGCCAGUCCUCGUCCAGCGGAGGCUUGUUCGGCUCUUCCGCCACCAACAGCUCUUCCCCGUCAGGUGGGGGAUUUUUCAGCGGUCUGGGAGGCAAACCGAGUGAAGACGCUGCUAACAAAAACCCGUUCGGGUCCACCACCACUGCUGCGUUUGGACAGACCAAUCAAACAGGGGGAACGGUCCUGUUUGGGAACAGCGGAGCGAAGUCCUUGGUGUUGCCGGGUUCAUCAUUUGAAGAGCAGAAGCCCGGCGGGACCUUCAGUGCCAGCGCCGGUGCCAUCUCUGUAGCGGCUCAGGGGUUCGGAUCCUUCUCCACCCCAGCUAAAACAGCUGGAUUCGGGAGUGCGCCCGUGUUUGGAAGCCCCCCUGCGUUUGGAGGAUCUCCUGCUUUCGGGGGUUCGGCCACCUUCGGCUCAGCGCCGGCCUUCAGCGGUCCGCUGGGCUCCUCGCCUUCUAAAGUGUUUGGAGAGGGAACAGCAGCGUCCAACGUCGGAGGAUUUGGGUUUUCUUCCCCUUCCAGUGGCCCCAGCUUCGGCAGCCUGGCCAAUCAGAACAGCACGCCGACUUUCGGCAGCUUGUCUCAGCAGGGCCCGGCGUUCGGGGCCCAGAGUGGCGGUGGAUUCUCAGGCUUCGGUUCUCCUGCAGCUUUCGGAGGCUUCGGGAACACAAACACCAAUCAAUCUACUAAUCAAACCUUUGGUGGCUGGAGAAGCUAGAUGGUUACUGGAAUAUCUGCCGCCCAUGAGACUUUUUCAUCAAAGCAGGCACCAAAAAUCAGCAUCUUUAAUCAAAAUACCAUGAAAUGACAAGUUUUCCAAUAUUCAUAAUUAAAACACAAUCUAACACCAAUAUUGUUUACCGAAACACGCUUGAACAUCGGUAUAUUCCAAUAAAGCACCAUCAGAUGACGAAAACUUCCUCAAUCAGUCCCCAUCAUCCUUCAUCAGAACCCAAACACCAACAUUCUCAAUACAACUCCAUGAAACACCAACAUUUUACAUCAGAACCCCAUCAAACACCAGCAUUCUUAUACACCAUCAUCCUCCAUCAGAACCUAAACACUAACAUUCUCAACAUAGCUCCAUUAAACACCAACAUCCUACAUCAGAACCCCAUCAAACACUAUUAAACACCAACAUACUACAUCAGAACCCCAUCAAUCACCUACAUUAGAACCCCAACAAACACUAGCAUUCUCUAACACCAUCAUCCUCCAUCAGAACCCAAACACCAACAUUCUCAGUACCAUGAAACACCAACAUCCUACACCAGACACCAUAUUAAUGUGUUAUAAUAACCGCCCUCCUCCACCUGCUCCUCUAUCAGUCAUGUUUCCUAUAUGAGGAUCAGGUCUACUGAGAAACUUUGCAUUGAGUUUGAUUGAUACAGAUUUUCCUUCUUCAUGAUCUUUAUUUUUAUGAGAUUCUAACACUGUGUGAGUUCUGAAUGAGUGACGUGUGAUUGGAUGAGACACCAGUCAGGUUUAAGUUCUGGUCUUCAAUCUAAAUAUGAAAUCGUGCCUCUGUCCUUUAUCAACGUUUUUAUUGGAAUAAACUGAGUUCUCAUCGUCA
Messenger RNA from Trichomycterus rosablanca, 6580 nucleotides. RefSeq names its product nucleoporin 214 (gene nup214). The record is from RefSeq and is a predicted model, not a curated record. Lineage: Eukaryota; Metazoa; Chordata; Actinopteri; Siluriformes; Trichomycteridae. Gene Ontology annotation, molecular function: structural constituent of nuclear pore; protein binding. Gene Ontology annotation, biological process: protein import into nucleus; RNA export from nucleus. Gene Ontology annotation, cellular component: nuclear pore. The coding region runs from base 83 to 5725 and encodes 1880 amino acids. The transcript has 35 exons.